UUUUGAAUAAUUAUACGUAAAUGGCAUAACUGUCGAAGAAACAGACUACUACACAGACAGGCAGCUCUUUUAGUUUAGAAACCAGCAAGAUGCCAAACAUAAAAUUGCGAAGUUCAGAUGGAGAGGUUUUUGAUGUGGAUGUUGAAAUUGCAAAAGCAUCGGUUACAAUAAAAACUAUGUUAGAUGAUCUUGGUAUGGUUGAAGAUGAUGAGGAUCCAGUACCUUUACCCAAUGUUAAUGCUGCUAUUUUAAAGAAGGUAAUACAAUGGGCAACUCAUCACAAAGACGAUCCCCCUCCCCCAGAGGAUGAUGAAAACAAAGAAAAGAGAACUGACGACAUUGAACCUUGGGAUAUGGAAUUUCUCAAAGUUGAUCAAGGAACUUUGUUUGAGUUAAUAUUGGCAGCAAAUUAUCUAGAUAUUAAAGGUCUGUUGGAUGUUACAUGCAAAACUGUGGCUAAUAUGAUUAAAGGUAAAACUCCUGAGGAGAUUAGAAAAACAUUCAACAUUAAAAAUGAUUUUACACCUGAAGAAGAAGAACAGGUCAGGAAAGAAAAUGAAUGGUGUGAAGAGAAGUAAUUAAGUUUUGUAAAAUACUAUUAUAAAAUACUAUAUAUACAUUUAUACAAAUCUUGAAAUGUUUCCAGAGACAUUUUUUUUCAUUCAUUGUUUUUUUGAAAUUUUGGGUUGAGCAUAUUUAUUUGGAAAUGGAGCGAUUUUGAAACUACAUUAAUGAUCAUCCCAUCCCAAGUGUAUUCUCUUGGUUGUUGAUGAUGUCUUCUUUGGAAAUAUGUUAAAAAUCUAAUGUUUUCUGUGUUA
Messenger RNA from Xenia sp. Carnegie-2017, 818 nucleotides. RefSeq names its product S-phase kinase-associated protein 1. Bases 90 to 578 code for a protein of 162 amino acids. Gene Ontology annotation, cellular component: cytoplasm; nucleus. The transcript is spliced from 7 exons. The record is from RefSeq and is a predicted model, not a curated record. Lineage: Eukaryota; Metazoa; Cnidaria; Anthozoa; Malacalcyonacea; Xeniidae. Gene Ontology annotation, biological process: SCF-dependent proteasomal ubiquitin-dependent protein catabolic process. Gene Ontology annotation, molecular function: cullin family protein binding.